Messenger RNA from Paraglomus brasilianum, 510 nucleotides. Lineage: Eukaryota; Fungi; Glomeromycota; Glomeromycetes; Paraglomerales; Paraglomeraceae. The record is from the annotation of a GenBank genome assembly.
AUGACCGAUGACGAUGAGUCAGUAGAAGUAACAUCAGAAUCCUCAGAAGAGAAGGAUACCGACUAUCAACAGACAAGAUUUAUUUCAACCUGCCAAUCGGCUGUAAAAGACCCGCAUGGUUUGAUCUAUACGGAGGCUGCCACAUACAACAACUUAGCUGCCGCAUACGACUCAGUUGCUGAAUACGACUUAGCUGCCAAAUGCAACAACGACUCGCUAAACGACACUCUACAAGACAAGCGAUUUUACGACAAGCUUGUUCCGCCAUCAAAUUUAUCAGUUAUAUUUAUCCGUACUCAGGAUGCGUUACAAUACGAUCUCGUGAUGACACGGAAAGGUUGCUUCUGCCACCAAUUAUUACCCUACAGCGGCCACGUCGCCAGAAACGCUGCUGUUAUUACUAUAUCCUCGAUGGACAUUUCACGCUCAAGGGGCACUAUUAUUGAUGAAAGAAGACUUGAUAGUAUUUCUUGGUUGGAUUCAUUCUCCCUCUCACCAUCAUCAACUUAA